Messenger RNA from Trichomonas vaginalis G3, 354 nucleotides. RefSeq lists its product as uncharacterized. The coding region runs from base 1 to 354 and encodes 117 amino acids. The record is from RefSeq and is a predicted model, not a curated record. The transcript has a single exon. NCBI's taxonomy places the organism in Eukaryota, Parabasalia, Trichomonadida, Trichomonadidae.
AUGUUUAUUAUUGCCUUAAUUGCAUUCCAAGACAUCAUCAUUCCACAGAUCAAGAAAGAACCAGAUGACAAGGAAAAACGCGCUAUUCAAUCAAAUUUCUUCUUUCAACCAUCAAAUCCAGUAACAGAUGAAAAUGACAACAAAAAAGAUGCUUUUCAAAAUCAAAAACGUGAACAAACUUGUAGUGGCCUGCAAACUAAUGGUUCACUUCAUAAGCUUUCAAAACAAACGACAGAUAAUGUUGAUGAAAAACCUUUGAUCGAAUACGUUUUAGUUGCUGCUUUAUGCAUUCUUCUUAACUUCGGAUCAUACGCGGGCGUUAGAAUUAUGUUUGAUUUUAUUCUAUCAGUAUAA